Rotaria sp. Silwood2 is the source of this 885-nucleotide messenger RNA. Lineage: Eukaryota; Metazoa; Rotifera; Eurotatoria; Philodinida; Philodinidae. The record is from the annotation of a GenBank genome assembly.
AUGAUCAAACAUGAACAGUCAAGAAAUAUUAAUCAAUCUUUAAGAGCUGUAUCAGGUGCACCUGUUAUAUCGUUUCCACCACCACCACCACCUACUAUGUUUCAAACAACAUCAGGAGUAUUAUCUCAACGACUCAUUGAUCCUAAUGCAAUUGAUAUAACGUCGUUGAAAGGUCAAUUCGCAUGGGAAAAAUUAUCACAAAGUGAUGCUUAUAUGCCUGUGAUUUUUCGUGGUGAUAAAAAACAUUUUUGUGUUCGGAUGCUUCGUAAAAUAUUACCAGAAUAUCCUGAAGAUGUUAUUCGUCGUACAUAUCAAUAUCAAUAUAGAAAAUCAAUUGAUGUAUUUUCUGUAACUGCAGCUGAAGUGGAACUAUUAAAUAGAAUUAAUAGUCAACAUUCACGUUGGACAUAUUCUCGACAACCAUUUAAUGCACUCGAUGAAUUAGUCCGUGUUUCGGAUUUUCUUCCAUUUUAUGAACAUCUUCGUUAUAAUCAUAAAUCUCCUUCUGUUCUAUCAAAUAAUACAACACAUGCAUUACGUCAAUUAUUACCACAACCACAACAAACUGUACAACGAUCAUCCAAUUAUAUGUCUACGAUGCCAAUAAUUAUACGUGGACAGUCAACUAUACCACAAGAUCCACCCAUUCAGAUACAACCAUUUCGUCCAUCAACAGACUUUUCUCGUGAAAAUACUUCAAUAACUUCACGACCUAUAAUACCACCACUUAAUGUACCACGUCCUACAAGACCAUCAAAAUCGAUUGGAAAUCCUUAUGCUGUUGUACUGCCAAUACGACCAUCACAAUAUUCAACUUUUCAACAACAACCACCAAUAAUAUCUUUGCCAAACAAUACCACAAACUUCAUAAGUACAGGUACAUAA